AUGACAAGCUUUGCCAACAAUUACCACAACCAUGUGGACGAUCUCGCAAACCCGCGAGCAAGAAGAUCGUACGUCGAGGCUUCCACCGGUCCAGACUUUCCACGUAGCGCUAGCUACACAUUUUUGGGACAUGCGGCAACAAAGAAUCCCGCUUACAACGCGCCCAUGCCCAUCACCAAUAGAGGCAGCUUUUGCGAACAAGAUUUGAUCGCUCCUAUGGUGGACGACAGUACCGACACCUCGCCGCCUGAGUCGUCCGGCUGGUCGACACCUGCUGACGACCAGAUGAUGGCUGUCAGCCUGCCUCAGGACCUGGUCGCCGAGCUACAUAAGAGUCCCAAGAUCACAGUCACGGCGAAUAGCGAGCACAACCCAAGUCCNCCCGCCUCGCUCAAGGAUGGAACGUCAAGUAUAGACUCAGCCAAAGUCCUUCCUGCUCCCAAGCUCGUCGGCAGCGCUCGAUCCCCCUCGAAGUCAAGGUCUCUAGCCAAACGCCUGAGCAGGAGGCUGUCUAGCGCGCCCCUUUCACGCUCACCCUCUCCUUCACCAGCGAACCGAACACGCGAGCCAAAAGUCGAUGAGCCUGUCCAAGAUUCUGCAGGUGAUUCAACACCAGUGGCCAACCGACCGGUAGUCCCUCGCAGGAAGUCGAUGUUCCGAAGACGGGACUCGGAGAAGAACAAGGAAGAUGAUACCCAGGCCGCAGAAGGUGGUGGGUUCCUGGCCAGAAAGGGCACGGUGCUUAAGAGAAGAUCGCUCAAACCUGUUGCUCCUACAGCUAGAGCAUCUAUGGAAGAGCCUACCAAAUCUCAACCGCCGAUGCCGCAGCUGCCCAAAUCCUUCUCGACAGACAGAUUGCACACCACUUCACAGUUGCAUCCCGGUCGUGCGAACCCCAUGCCACCAUUGGCUUCCGCUGAGAAGUACCAAACUCUACCCGCACUUACUUUACCUCGUAAGAAAGAUGAGCUAUGGAGUGUUUUCAGAUCGCUCGAUGGCGACUACACCAAAUUCCAGUCCAAGUCGAGCACUCUAAAAGCAAAUGUAGUCAGAUCUUCGCUUUUGCCCUUCCUACGAAACUAUGCCGAUCAUCCAUCGAACCUCGCAUUACGAGCAGAAGAUCUGGACAGACGCACCAACAUCCUCAACAAGUGGUGGACUGGCCUUCUUGAUAUGCUCCAUGGAAGAAACAAUCAGUCAAUUUCCGGCACUGACCGUCCGGCCAUUCUGGACGGCAUAUCAGGCAUAAUGGAUCGUCAAGAAUGGCGCCUCUCCCCCUCUCCACUCUGCCCUCUAGAUCGAAGGAACGUUGUCGUACCCGUAAGAAACAAGUCAACAACAUCCUUGUCUUCGACCGGUAUCGACUUNUUGACUGAAUCGGUUCACCACAACGUACGGAAUAUGUUUGUACAAAAUCUGAACUCCCAGAUGGCCUUUGUGGUUGACCGAAUGUCGCUCAAAAACGCAUCUGCCAGUUUGGUCACCUUUUGCGGAAAAGCUACCGCCUAUGCUUUCUUCUUCUGUCCGGGAAUCGCGGAGGUGCUUGUGCGCCUGUGGGAUGCGCCAACAGAAGUCAUGCGUAGAGUUCUUUCCGAAAGUGGUGUAAGCAGAUUCGACAAUCUCGCUGAGACUGCUGCAAGGAUCAACUCAGCNUUUCCUCCCUCUAUGCAAUCCUUGGGCUUUAUCUCGCUGGGUAAGAUGCUCAAACACCUCAGAACGCAAACACCUUUGCCCCUUGGAACAGCAAACAUUCAAUGGUAUGGAUAUUGGCUUGAACGCUGGUCAGGUCGCGAGAGUGACCUCUUCUUCGCUUUUGUCAAGCACUUCCAUAUCCUUGUCGCCGAUUAUCUGCCAUCGGAUGCUACUAAGAGGGAAAGAAUCUGCGUUCCAGGUCUCCUGUUUGUGCACUCUCAGAUCUUGGUCAAUCUCGAUUCUACCAUUCACCGUGAUGCGGGUCAAUUACACGGUGAUCCUUCAAACAACAUUUCUCCUACUUUUGACGAUGUUCUGGUUGAUCCAGAUGCAGUUGCGUCAACUUUGCCUCUACCACCUACUAAUGCUAUCCGAAUAAUGGCGGAAAAUCGCCUGAUAAUGCUAAUUCGAGACUUUCUAUCAGAGAGAGCCCUAGAGCAUCCUUUUGCUCGACAACUUUUUGCGGAGUCAUUUGCACGUCUGCUACAAGCAGGUGCACGUGGCAUAUCCGUUUACAACCAUCUUGCCUGCUACACUCUUUGCGACUUCCUGGAAGAAGCAUUCCCGAUCAUCGUUCGAUACGAGCAGAUGCAUCCUUCGCAGUCAUGCCUUAUCGACACAGACUUCUGGAUCGACGUGUGCAAGAGAAUGGUUUUCAGUCAAAACACAAUGACCGAAAUCAGACUGUUCGCUUUUCUAUUCACAAUCUGGAGCAUAGUCAAUAGCAGCCCAGACCGCAAGACCAAGAUAUGCAUCGACCUUCUGCUCGACCAAGAAGUCUUCGAGAAGACCUUCAACCACUGGUGCCCCAUGGUACGCGCCUACUACAUGCGACUGCUCUGCUGGCGUCUUGGUCGUCACGAUGGGGAGGAAUCUUCGGGUGAUAAGUUGAUCUUUGAGACACUUCUGCAGCGUCUACAGGUGGUUUGGUCACACUUUUUGUGGCAAAGACAACAGGCCGCUCAGGGAAAGAUGCUGCCACCUUCAACAACNCCCUGCAAUCCUGCCCCUAGUAGACGUCUGUUGAUUAUUCGUACCGAUACUCAGGUUGCACCGGGCGGCUCUUUCUUGGCCUUCGACGGAAUCGUACCACCUCAUCCAUCGGCCCCGAUUGGAGCUCCUAGCCAGGCUUGGAAAAGAGAUUCGGUCAUUUCACAGGCAGCUUCAUUGGACAUUCGACCCACUUCAUCGGCAUCUUCUGAUUUCGGCAUGGAACUUGAGCGCCCAGAGAGUGGCGGUCUACGUGGCUUCCUUCGCAGCAUAAUCGGAGGCAAGAGCCGCUCGAAGGCGGCAUCUGUUUCGACAGUCAAGACACCCCCGUCCGCUUCCUUACCACCCGCUCCAGAAACUGGUGGCAAAUUGACCCGAUCAGCAACAACCGCUACCCAGGCACCACGAUCACGUGCUUCUGCUAUUAAGCAGUCGCCCCAGGUGACACCCCUGGCCAGUCGGGCCACAUCACCGAUCAGGCACCGAAACUUCUGCUUCAAGUUCUCUCUUGAAAUGCACCCUAAAGCACACCACCCCACUGCCAUGCGUCUAGUAUCACCCCGACUUCCUCUCGCCGCGCAUCUCUACCUUCAACAGGAAAAUGGCGACGAGUCAGCGAUCCAAGCUGCCGAACCUGUCGGCGAGGCUAAGGCCCAGUCAACAUACUCUGGUCGAGCUCUAGCCGAGUGGAUGUGCAUCCUUAUGGAGUGCCAGGGCUUNUUUGAGCGCAGAAAAGGCGAGGGAGUGCCUACCAACAAGCACGUCGAGACCCCAACACUGGGCGUCGAAGUCUUUGGCAAGAGCAGAUGA
Aureobasidium vineae is the source of this 3492-nucleotide messenger RNA. The record is from the annotation of a GenBank genome assembly. NCBI's taxonomy places the organism in Eukaryota, Fungi, Ascomycota, Dothideomycetes, Dothideales, Saccotheciaceae.